AUGCAAUUGGAAGGUGUAAAGCCAGAUUCCAUAACCUUUUCCAGUAUCCUCCCUGCUUGUGCAAAAACUGGAGCUUUGGAUCAGGGUAUGGACAUCCAUCAAAGCAUGAAGGAUAUAGAAAUUUCGUCAGAUCUUGCAGUUGCAACGGCCCUGGUAGACAUGUAUGCAAAAUGUGGACACAUAGAUAAGGCAUGUGUAAAGCCAGAUUCUGCAACCAUUGCUAGCAUCCUCUCUGCCUGUGCCAGAAUGGGAGCUUUGGGACAGGGAUUCCAUGCAGGUUUAGUAGAUGAGGGCUGCACAUACUUCAUUCACAUGAGUAACCCUUACUGCAUUACACCAACAGUUGAUCAUUAUGUGUGUAUGGUUGAUCUUCUUGGCCGUGCUGGCUAUCUUGAGGACACCUUAAAGUUUAUCAUUAAGAUGCCAGUUAAACCUGUGGUGGUUGUGUGGAUCUGUUUUCUUGGUGCCUGUAGAUCACAUAUGAACAUAGGUUUAGGAGAAUUUACAGCGACACUGCUUUUUGAUUUGGAUCCUCAAAAUGUUGCAACUUAUGUUCUUCUCUCAAACAUCUAUGCAGAAGUGGGCAUGUGGGGUGAGGCCCAAAUGGUAAGGAGAUUGAUGAAAGAUAAAGGAAUUAACAAGAUCCCUGGAUGUAGUUGGAUUGAAGGCCAUAAAAUGAUACAUGCCUUUUGUGUAGGAGACAGAUCACAUCCAUAG
Cryptomeria japonica (Japanese cedar) is the source of this 717-nucleotide messenger RNA. Its product is annotated as putative pentatricopeptide repeat-containing protein At3g49142. Gene Ontology annotation, molecular function: RNA binding; protein binding. The coding region runs from base 1 to 717 and encodes 238 amino acids. Gene Ontology annotation, biological process: RNA modification. The transcript has 3 exons. The record is from RefSeq and is a predicted model, not a curated record. Lineage: Eukaryota; Viridiplantae; Streptophyta; Pinopsida; Cupressales; Cupressaceae.